AUGGAGUUACAGCAAGCCGUCGCUGGAAAACCUUGGAUCCCCAAGUUGACAUUUGAGGAUUACCUCAAUUUGGAGCAUCUGGAUAUAUUAAUGAUGCAUGGAUUCAAAAGCAACAAAGUUGCAAAGCAUGAUUUGCUGGAUGCGGUGAGGUCAAUUGACCUGAUGGAUGCACACCACUCAACACUGCAGAGUGAUGUUUCUUCAAAUGCAUUCCUGGAUCUUAAUGAAGUAAUCAAAGACCUCUCGGCUCUCCAUUGGCAAGAAUGCUGCAUCGCUUCUAUUGAAACUGUCAACUCUGAGGCCCACUUUAGCUGUGUGGUUAAUGAUUCAUCACUUGUAAGUUUUAAGCUGAACUCUAACACCGCCUCCAGCUUGAAGGAUGAUUCUGAAGCCCACAAAACACAGUCUCGCUCAUUCAAGAAAUCCAGCUUCAAGGAUGAUUCUGAAGCCCACAAAACACAGUCUCGCUCAUCCAAGAAAUCCUGUUCCAAGGAUGAUUCUGAAGCCCACAGAUCAGAGUCUCGUGCAUUCAAGAAAAUUAAAGGACCACAAGUGGAUCAGGAUAACAGUCGCAAAUACCCGCAUGAGAGACUUCUAUGCCAGCUUUCUGAAGAAACUGUGGAUCAGAUCAAAAUAAGUAAACCCCAAUCUGGAAAACAAGUGGGUCAGCUUCCAAUGCCCAAAGGCUCCCGUAAAAAGCAAGUAGGUCAGGUUUACAGGCACAAAGCCCAGAUUAAAAAACAAGUGGGUCAAGCUAACAAACCCGAGGCACGUAAGGGAAAGCAAGUGGGUCAGGUAAACACACCCAAGGCACGUAAUGGAAUACAAGUGGGUCAGGCUAACACGCCCAAAACCUGCAAUGGAGAACAAGUGGAUCAGACUAACAAAGCUGAUACGUCCAGCUAUCCAUCACAAACCAACAGCCCAACUAGCAAUGCAGUACAAGAAGGAAAGCCAACUCAAGCUAUAACAUGGCCGGCCCGUUUCAGAGAAGAGUUUCACAUGUUCUAUUAAUACAUUUUGAAUAGGUCUUGUUAGUUACAUUCCAGUUGUUCCCAUGUUGCAUGAUAGCAGUGUUGUUGCAUUGGAGAGUUAGGGCACUAAAAAAUAAGGACAACAUGGUGAUGAACCAGCCUUUUGUAUUGCAUAUAUGUUUCAAGGCACAUUUAUUUUAGAGAUGGUUAUGAAAGAUGAUGUUA
Molecule: messenger RNA, 1199 nt
Organism: Erigeron canadensis
Lineage: Eukaryota; Viridiplantae; Streptophyta; Magnoliopsida; Asterales; Asteraceae
Exons: 4
Coding region: 1-1014 (337 amino acids)
Source: RefSeq, a predicted model, not a curated record